Messenger RNA from Gryllus bimaculatus (two-spotted cricket), 549 nucleotides. The record is from the annotation of a GenBank genome assembly. Lineage: Eukaryota; Metazoa; Arthropoda; Insecta; Orthoptera; Gryllidae.
AUGUUCUGGGUAUUCUUGACAUCUUUCACCGGAGAUGGAUUUUAUGAAGAAAGUGAUAUCGUCGUGGAGAAAGGAGCGUAUAAUGGGGUUUUAAUGCCCGCAGGUAACUUGUCGGCUGAAAUACCUGUAAGCUUUAAAAUGGAAUAUAAAUCCGGAGACACGUAUCAAACCGUAGCUGCCGGAUUUGAUUCUUUGCAAGGUUUGCUGGAAAAAUUCCCAAAUGUGGUUAUGUGUGUGAACUGCUUCCUGAAUCCGAAGAUAGAUCUUCCGAUGGAAAAACCUCAGAACGGUAUGGAGCUCGCGGGCUGCGAGCUUUAUCCACGACUGUUUCCAGUAGGGUUUCCCUUGGGGAAAUAUUAUAUACAUAUAACUCAUAAAUGUGAUGAACUUGGCGAAGCGUAUUGUGGAUCAAUUCGAGUUGAUUUUGAAUUAAAGGCAAAGGCUGAGGAUUAAGACAUAUAGCAUGUUUUCUAUUAUGUAUAAACAAUAUGUAUUCGAUGAAAAUAUAUAAUUUUACUGUUAUCCUCUUCGUUUUCUUUACCAGUGAAG